GUAGGCAGGCGUGGCGGGGCCGCCCCCUUCCUGCUUCCGCCGCGCGGCCCCGCAGCGCUCCGGGACGGGCGGCGGCGGGCGAGGGGCGGCGGGGGGCGGCCGGGGCACGUCCCGCCCUCACGGCACGGCGCUUGGGCCCGCAGCGUCGCCGCGCGAGGAGCGGGUAAGAUGUUGGACGUGAAGGGCUGGGCCGAGUACGUCGUGGAGUGGGCUGCCAAGGACCCGUACGGUUUCCUCACCACCGUCAUCCUGGCCCUGACGCCGCUGUUCAUAAUCAGCGCGGCGCUGUCGUGGAAGCUCGCGAAAAUGAUCGAGGCCAGAGAGCGAGAGCAAAAGAAGAAGCAGAAGCGCCAGGAGAACAUUGCAAAAGCCAAGCGAGCCAAGAAGGAUUAAAUGGGCAGGAAAGGCCUGCCCCGUGAAAAGAAUCCACUUUUUUUAAUGAAGCACUGUUGUACGUUUUGUGUUGUAACCUUCCUUUGAUACUUGAUCCUCUUACAUCUUGAAGUAUGAAAUUUAACUCCUUCAGUAUAUUUUUUUUCUGCCGAAAUGAUCUGUGUUAAAGUUUGCCCAAGUGACACACGUUACAGCCAUUUAAUCUCCUUGCAUUCCAGUGCAGGCUGCUUUUCUAAAUUUGCAUGUUAAAUUCAAAAAUGAUUUAGGUGGGUAGCACUGGGGUCAUUUAUUUAUUACAUUUUUUUCUAUAGAUGAGCUAUGACUUAACAAGUGUCUUAAAAGUGUCAAAUUAUGGGGAUGACUCAUUAAAUGCUAUAACCUUUGGUUUCUUGGUAUAGCAAGCCAUUUUCUGUGUUGCAGGACCUCUCUGGUGUGAUCAUGUUGUGCUUACAUGUAUUUUGUAGUUCCUGGUAAACUGGAAUACAGGAAGGCAAGCUUUGGUACACCUGCAGCAGAGCUGUAGAGAAGCUGGCUUCCAAGCUUCUUGGUUUGCUAAUGUGUUUCAUUGACACUCAGGGCGUAUGGCCGUGCAGUUCAUUCAUUGUUUGCCCUAGGAACUGCUGUAGCUUAGUUGAUGGUGGGGCUUAGCUGCUCGAAGAACCUAACUUAGCUUUUCUUGUUUCCAGAACUACUGACCCAUCAUCAGUCUUUGUUUUCUCUAGGAAACUGAUUUUUUGUUCUUAAUGCCUCCAUUUGUCAGAGGCUAUUCAUGUUCUACAAAGUACACUACAGCAUUGUUUGGUUUUCCCUCAUUAUCACCUGAACAGUGCACCUGUAACUCGCUUCUGUCUUCAGAAGCUUUUUAGGCCUCAGAGAGUAGCCAUAAAUGGGGUCAGAGCAAAGGCCCAAUGGUCUUCGUGACCUAGGUGGCUGUGGAGAGAGUACACGAGUAGGAUGUGCAUGCUGGUGACAGAGGUUCUUCCUACUUGCUACCUUUGAUUUAGGACAUUCAGACUCUAGGUGAUGACAUUGUGUUCUUGUGGCCCUUGAAAUUUCGCCACUCUCCAGGUUGCAAAAUGCUGGCACAGUAGAAAAAGUCUUAGUGGGGAUUCUGUUGUAAAUAUGCCAAAAUUUUUAAACCUUAAUUCCAAUUCACGUUUUUCUAACAAAUGAUUUUUUUUCAAAGCCUAAUUUUGAUUAUUAAUCUAGUUUUAAAGCUUGUCAAAGUCAUUACAUUUUCAGACUUUACAUAUUUCUAAACGGCAGCACAAAGUCAUGCUUGCUACCAACUACUCCUUUAUUAUAUGGUUAAAAAUGAAACCUUAAUAUCAGAGGAAGCAAAGAGACCCGUAGGGCUGGUUGACUGUAGCAGGCUAAGAAGGGGGAAGUUUAACUGAAAUGACUAAGUAAAAGUGAAGUACUUACCUGCAACCAGAAACUGAUGACCAUCUUUCAGUUUUAUUGGUCAAGGCAAGCAUUAUUAGAAUGAAAUACCCACAUCUUGUGGUACAUGGGAUUAAGUGACCGUUUUCUCAAAUGUCAAAUGUGUAUGCCACCUUUAGUACCUACGUAGUUUAAAACACAUUGAACAGAACUGAUUAAGGAUGCACUGCAUAAAUAAAUUUGAUACUUUUUCA
Molecule: messenger RNA, 2030 nt
Organism: Oxyura jamaicensis (ruddy duck)
Lineage: Eukaryota; Metazoa; Chordata; Aves; Anseriformes; Anatidae
Gene: SMIM15
Product: small integral membrane protein 15
Exons: 2
Coding region: 169-393 (74 amino acids)
Source: RefSeq, a predicted model, not a curated record